Prorocentrum cordatum is the source of this 330-nucleotide messenger RNA. The record is from the annotation of a GenBank genome assembly. Lineage: Eukaryota; Dinophyceae; Prorocentrales; Prorocentraceae.
GUCUCGAAGGAGGGCUACGCCUCCGUGACGGAGGCCAUCGUGCUCCUCAAGACGUACUACAAGUCGAAGGCCAAUGCGUUUCUGCAGGCCAGAGCGUCGCCGGUCGACGAGGACACCCAGGGGCCCGGGUUCUCCGGCUCCUACCGGGGAAAGGCCGACGGCGCCAGGGGCAUCGUCGGGCUCCUCGAGGUGAUCAAGUCGGACUUCGACCGCGCGGUGCGCACCACGAGGGAGGAGGAGGAGAAGGCCCAGAGAGACUUUGUGGAGUUCGAGCAGACGUCCAAGGAGGACAUCGCCGGCAAGGAGAAGUCGCUGGAGCUCAAGCAGGAG